UGGAGCACGUCGCUCCGACCGGUUCGGUUUCUUUCGCUUGUUCGGGACAGGGUUACCAGUGUGGAGUGCUGCUCAAAGGCCAAGGCAACAACAGAAAAAAUCAAAGAGAGAAUUUUGUGCGCGUGCGCGUCGUCGUCGUCGUCGUCGUCGUCUGCCCACACAACGAGAUACGAGAGCGAUACUCUUUCUCUUCUGCACAGCAAAUUCGUUUCGUUUUUUAUGCAAAUUUCCAACGUUUCGUCACAGUGUGAAAGUAAAAGAAUCCAGUGAAGCAAAACAAAAGAAAUAUCCAGCAAAUAUUACGAAAUACUUGUACAACGAAAGCGCAACAUAGAGCAACAAAAAAGAGUGUGUCCAAAAGAGAGUUCGCAGCUUUUAUCCAUGGUUGUGUUUGUUUGUGUGUGUUAAUUGAUAAAUCUACAGCAAAAAGUGUGCAUUUAACGGCAAAUUUCGUGGAUUUCGAUUUUGUGGCACUGUGUAAACACUGUCCAUAGAACUCAAAAGACACUAAUUGAGGCACGGCUAAGGCAGACACAAAAGGAAGACGAUACCGAAGCAGCUAGAGAGCUAAAGAGCGUGGAAUAGCGGCAGCAGCAAACUUGAAGAAAAUUCGCACACUGUGGCCAGCGGGUGGAGAGUAAAUCGAACCGAAUGCAGUAUCUCAGCUACGCUCUGCAGACAUCCACGCGACUGCUGACGAACCAGAACCACCACAACCAGAAUCAGUAUCCGCAUCCAACGGGGGCGCCAGCGACCACGUCCACGCCCACCGACGAAGACAUCGCACACGCCUGCUGCAGCCGAGGGGCCCAAUUGUUGAGACAGCGCCAACAGGAGCUGGCCAAGCGGCGCGCACUCGAGGAUCAGAUCAACGCCAACGCCAACGCCCGCGAGUUGGAGUUGGAGUUGCAGGAAGACGAAGAGGCAGAGCCAGAGGAGGACGAGAGCAAAGCGAGCGGUAACGGAAGCGAAAGCGAGGAGGGAGCCGUGGGUGGAGAGCAGCUACGUCAGCCAGUCCAAUGAAAUUUACUCUCAUUUAAUGUUCAACUGGCGCGCAGCAAACUGCUCUCGUUCUUCAACCGCGACAUGGCUGCCACCGAUGGCCAAAUCAUAUUGGCCGCCUCCCGUUUCGGCGAUGCCACGCCCGUCUACUUGCGCGACUUCUCCAAGCAACCGCUGCCGGCGGUGGCCAAGAUCCUCAAGGGCCAGCACCAGGCGCUCGGCGUGCCCACGCUAUCGGCCCCCUCGCUGCAGAGCACGGCGCUCUUCCUGAGCGCCGGCAAAAAGUACCAGAUCCUCGCGCAACCCAUCAAGAUCAAGGAGGGUCGCAAGCCCACCAAUGUGGGCGCCAAGGUGCUCAUCCCAGAGACCUAUGGCGGCUACUUUGAGCUGCUCAGCGAGGAUGGGCGCUCCACGCGCUGCAUUGACUCGGUCCUGGAGUUGUCGCGACGCCGCAAUGCCCGCGUCCUGGUGCGCGAGACGUUCCGCUGCCAGCAGAUGAACCGCACCAUCCAUGCGGGCGAGCUGCUGACCACGAUGAACGACAACGGCAAGUACCUGCAGUGCCGCAACAUCAAGGACGAGAUCAUCAAUCUGCCACUCGAUACCAAAGCCAAGUUCUCGGCCAUAGCGCGCGAGGACAGCAUCAGCGGUGUGCACACCGUCAAGAAUCUGCUCCUCAAGCGGAUGCCAGUCAUUGUGAGACUCGUCCAUGGCAGUGCCCCCAAGGGACUGAAGCAACCGUUUGUGCCUGAACUGCGGCUGCUGGGAUGCGUGGAAAUCGAUCGGAUCUUUGCCCUGCCACUGCAGAAGGACACCGAUCUGGUGCCAGUGCCGCUGAAUGCGAAGAUCAAGCUGCAGCGGGUCAAGAACAUGGAGCAGCUGGAGCACUUUAUCGAGUAUACGCGCUUCCUGGAGAAGGCGCAACGCCUGCUGGCGGAUGCUCGCGAUCGCCUGCAGAUCGUCGAUCUCAAGCUGAGCGAGAAGGAGAAGAAGGACUCCAAGUUCCACAGUCGAAAUGGCAGCGGCAAUCGGCUGCCCGUGGUGAUGCUGCCCUCGGUCGCGGGCAUGGCCAGCGGUCUGGCGGAGAGCGGCUAUGUGCUGCGCAAGAGCGCCAGCUGUGACUCCUGGUCCAAGCAGCACCAGCAGGCGUUGAAUAGCGAAAUUGCCGAGGAGUACAAUGAGAUCGAUCAUAUUUACGAUUAUGUGCGGGGUCUGACGCCCCUUUCCAAGGGUUUGGCGCGCUUCGAGCCCAUCUGCGAGUCGCCCACACUGAAGUCACAUCACACGGACAGUGGCAGCGGCAACUACUGCAGCCUCAUCCGCGCACCCAUAACCCAUCAGCAGUCGAGUCAGCAAGCCGCCGCCGCCAACAACAACUACAGCAGCCUGGAGUCGAACAAGCACAGCAGCAGCAACGGCGCCGGCCAUCAGCAUCAGCACACCCAUCCGCACCAGCACCAGCACCAGCAUCCGCAUCAGCAUGGCCAUGGCCAUCACAUGGUGAAUCACUAUCACCACAGCCAUAUACAGGAGGACAUUAAGCCGGUGCCGCCGCCCAUUGAGACGAUACCCGGCAAGAAGCCGGCGGAGAAGCGUCAGCGUCCUACACUACCAAAGCUUUACAUCAAGAAUGCCAAUGCGCAUAGUGCCGGCAGCAGCAGCAAUGGCAACUCCACGGGCACCGGCACCGGCACCGCCACCACUCACAGUCACAGCCACAGUCACAGCCAUAGUCACAGUCACAGUCACAGCCAUUUGCAGCAGCAGCAGCAGCAGCAACAGUUGCAGAUGCAACAACAGGCAACGACCCCAAAUGGAAAUACAGCGAAUGCUGUGGCCAAUGCAGCGGCUGCUGCGGUCGCUGCUGCCCAUCAUCAUGGCUCCAUGCACAACCAUUCGCAUAGCUCCCAUCCGCACGCUCAUCCACACGCGCAUCCACAUCACGGCAAGGUGCUGACGCCCAACAAUCAUUUGCCAGCCAAGGAAGCGCUGGAGCCGCAAUCGCCGCUGUUUCACAUCAGGUACAAGAGCCUCAGUAGCCUGCAGUUGACGCCGGACAACAAUAAUACACCCAUGACGCCGCCGACGAUCUCAGCACAUGGCAAGGGGGCGGCUGUACCGACGUCCAACGCAUCGCCAGGCACACCACCCGAAGUGGUGCUCAAGUGUGGCAGCAUUCUGAAUGCGCACGGCUAUCUGACGUCGGUGGGGGCGCCGGUCAUGCCGAUGCCACAUCCGCACAGCCGCAGCUCCAGCAGCAAUAACCAUCACAAUCCGCGCGAGGGCACGCUGGAUUCGUCGCGCAGCGGCGGCCGGACAUCGGGCGACUCGAACAAGCUGCCGGAGAAGAAGACGCGACGCUUGUCACGGCCCAGAAGCCUAUCGAAUCUGGUGUGGGACUUGCGGCCAUCCAAAGAGAAGUCCAAGAAGAAGCUCUAUAUACAUCAUUUCGAUCAGCGGCAGCAGGCGACGUUGUAUCUUUAGAGGAGGGUUCUGAUGAUGAUGAUGAUGCUGAUGCUGAUGAUGCUUGAUGUAGAAGUAGCUAAAGAUGAUAAUGAUGAUGAUGAGGAAGAGUAGCAAAAGAUGAUGCUAAUGAUGAUGAUUCGUUGCCAACUCGUUUCUAGCUGCCAUCGACCCCCAGCAAAAAAAGAAAAACAGAUCUACAAAAACUACAAUCCAAACAAACAACCAACCAACCAACAAUAAGAUGGAAAAACUACAAACUAUAUUUGGAACGCUGUGUGUGUUCCUGCAGCUUUCACCAAUUUAAAUAGCUUGCAGCAGCAAUUUUUAAUUAACAUUGAAUUGUGCCUUUCCCUGCUAUGCCCCCAAGAAUGACGACGAGAAUGCUUACAAAAACGCAAUUCCAAGGAAAUAUUCAACAAGAAUAUAUCUAAAUGGAAUCGAAAACGAUUAAAAGAAGGAAGUCCCAGAAAGAAGAGACUGGAAGGAAGUCCCUUGAUGAAGAGAUUGAAGGAAGUCCAUGGAAAAAUCGUAUGGAAAUGCUGAGAGAACACACAGCAACAAUACACACACACACACACACAAAGACCCAACAUACACCCACACCCCACACACACACACAUCAAGUCUAUAAAAUUGUGAUUUUAAUUUUAUGUUUAAUUUAAUAAUUACUUGAAAACCAAUUUUAUUAAUUAAAUGGAAAAAAGCCAUUCAUGCGGUUCAGUCAAAUACGAGUAAAAAAACACACAAGAAAAUUUCAAACACAAAAAAAAGAAGCCACAAAAUAAAGAUCAAACAUAAUAUAAUAUAUGUAUAUGUAUUGUAAACCAUAAACUAUAUAUAAACACACAUAUAAAACCGAAUGGCAAUGUCAAUGUGUAACUUAAAGCGUAAGAAAUAUUACACAAAACCAAUACGAUUAUUUAUCCGUGUAAUGAUUUAGUGAAUGUUAUGCAGCAAACAACACCACAACAAAAUCAACUAAAGUGUAGCUAAAAUGAAUUUAUAAAUGAACAAAAUGCAAAUCGAUUUCCUCCUCAUAAUUUAGAUGUUGUGCAAAACUGUUGAUCGAAUGCAAUCCACACAACUAUAAUCGAAUAACUCUCGUUUAGCAAUUAGUUUUCAACUUUUUACCACACAAAUGCAGAGGCAAAGGCAAUGCGAAGUGUCUCUUAGUCGUUUAGUCUGUACAUUUUAGUUGUAUU
This is a messenger RNA of Drosophila guanche, 4670 nucleotides long. RefSeq lists its product as uncharacterized. The coding region runs from base 1087 to 3486 and encodes 799 amino acids. The transcript is spliced from 5 exons. Lineage: Eukaryota; Metazoa; Arthropoda; Insecta; Diptera; Drosophilidae. The record is from RefSeq and is a predicted model, not a curated record.